Molecule: messenger RNA, 2405 nt
Organism: Chelonus insularis
Lineage: Eukaryota; Metazoa; Arthropoda; Insecta; Hymenoptera; Braconidae
Gene: Mys45A
Product: SDA1 domain containing protein Mys45A
Exons: 5
Coding region: 141-2330 (729 amino acids)
Biological process (GO): ribosomal large subunit export from nucleus; ribosomal large subunit biogenesis
Cellular component (GO): nucleolus
Source: RefSeq, a predicted model, not a curated record
AAAGCAAGCUUGCUGUUGUGUUAGGUUACUCCAUUGAGCACGUGUUAUUCUUUCCAACGGUAUUUCUAUAAAAUUAUUUAAUUAAUUAGUAGUUUAUAGAUAUGUUAAUAAAUUGGACUCAUUCUUGAAUAACCUAAAAAAUGGUACGACACAAUAAUCAACUUCCUGAUAAUUUACCACAACUACAAAAUCUCAUCAAGCGUGAUCCAGAAUCAUACAAAGAAGAGUUUUUACAACAAUACAAUCAUUACAAGUCAACUCUAGAAGUUUUUCGUUUGACACCUGAAAAAUACAACAAGAGCCUUGAUGAAUUGGUUAUGUUUUUGGCCCAGGUGGCCCAAUGCUUUACAACCGAAUUGGUAAAUUAUCCUCAAGAACUUAUAGACAUUCUUAAAAGUUGUAACAGAAUUCUUGAUCCAGAUAUGCGAAUGAUAUUUUGCAAAGCUUUGAUUUUAUUGAGAAGUAAAAAUCUGAUAGAUCCAACAGCAUUGCUAAGUUUAUUCUUUGAAUUAUUGAAUUGUGAAGAUAAAUCAUUGCGUCAAUUUUUACGAGAUCAUAUAAUAAAUGAUAUAAAAAAUGUCAAUGUGAAGCAUAAAAAUAUGAAAGUAAAUACAGCUUUACAAAAUUUCAUGUUUAAAGAAUUGCAGAAUUCGAGUGCUCGAGCUGCAAAAAUGGCUGCUGAUAUAAUGAUUGAAUUAUAUAACAAAAAUAUCUGGAAUGAUGCAAAAACUGUAAAUGUCAUUGCAACAGGAUGUUUUUCAAGAUCAAACGUCAAAAUUAUGGUUGCAUGUUUGAAGUUUUUCCUCGGUAAAGAUCCUGAUGAAAAGAAUUCUGAUGACAGUGAUAGUGAUGAUGAUGUUCCAGAUUUAAAAAAAGUCUUGUUGGCAAAUAAGUUCAAUAAAAAAUCCAAGAAACGCGAUAAAGAGUUGAAAAAAGCUAAACAAUUAAUGGUAAAAACGAAAAAGAAGAAAUCUAAAGCUCCACAGUUUAAUUUUUCAGCUUUACACUUGAUUUAUGAUCCCCAGGAUUUUGCAGAGAAAUUAUUCAAACAAGUAGAAAAAAAUAAUGAUCGGUUUGAAGUAAAAUUGAUGUCAUUAGAUGUUGUUUCACGACUUAUUGGGAUACACAAUUUAUUAAUAUUAAAUUUCUAUCCAUAUAUUCAACGAUUUUUGCAGCCUCAUCAAAGAGAAGUAACUAAAUUAUUACAAUUUGUAGCUCAGGCUUCUCAUGAGUUGGUUCCUCCAGAAAAUCUCACACCUGUGUUGAUGACUUUGGCAAAUAAUUUUGUAACUGAAAGGAACUCCAGUGAUGUUAUGGCUAUUGGAUUGAAUGCAAUUCGUGAAAUGUGUUCUCGAUGUCCACUUGUUAUGAAUGAAGAUCUUCUCCAAGAUUUAACUAUGUAUAAAAAUUAUAGGGAACGUAGUGUUAUGAUGGCAGCAAGGUCAUUAAUUUCAUUAUAUAGGAAUGUUAUGCCAGAAAUGUUACAUAAGAAAGAUCGAGGACGACCAACAGAAGCUACUAUAGCUUUAGAACCAUUAAAAUAUGGAGAAGUUGAUGUUAAAGAUUUCGUCCCAGGAGCUGAAACUCUUUUAAAUGCAAGUAAGAAUGAUGAUAUUGAAAUCGAUAGUGAAAAUACUGAAGACGACGAUGAUGAAUGGAUUGAUGUUAGCGGCAGCGAGGAUGAAAAUGAUGAUGCUAGUGAAGAUGAUGGUGAUGAUGAUGAUGACGAUGGUGAUCAAAAUGAGGAAAAAGGAGAUGAAAAUGAAGUUGAUGAACAAAAAGGUGGAGUCAAGAAAAGGAUGAAAAAACAAAAAAGAACAAAGCUUGAUAGAAAAAGAGAAAAAAUGCAAAGACUUUUACGCAUGAAAAAAGUAAAAAAGGAAGAAUUCACUGCAGAAAAAAAAGAAAAAGCUGCUUUAAUAUCUGUAGAAAGAUUAUUGACUGAUGAAGAUUUCAAAAAAAUAGAUUCUGCCCUCAUUAAGCAACAAGUAACACCACAUGCAGCGAAACGAGGAAUAAAGAGGCCAUUUGCCAAUGAAGAGAAAGAUGAACUUGUCAAACUUGGAGAUAUCGAAAAUAUUUAUAAAAAACGCAAACACGAUAAACAAGCUCGAAUGGAAAGUAUAGAGAAAGGAAGAGAAGAUCGUGUAAAAUUCGGCUACAAAGACGGACGUCAGAAUCCACUGUGUAGUAAAACUAACCGCGAAAAGAAGAAAACGAAAGCUUAUCAAAUGGUUAAACAUAAAAUAAAAACAAAAGUAAAAAGAUCAUUUAAAGACAAACAGAUUGCUUUAAGAAAUCAUCUUCUUAAAAUAAAAAGAAUGAAAUAAUAUAAUGUAUAUUUAUCAAAAAAAAGAGACAAAAUAUAUAUUUUAAAUUUUCUCCCCAGUAAAUGUAGUUCGUUA